This is a messenger RNA of Lindgomyces ingoldianus, 4503 nucleotides long. RefSeq lists its product as uncharacterized. Bases 1 to 4503 code for a protein of 1500 amino acids. The record is from RefSeq and is a predicted model, not a curated record. NCBI's taxonomy places the organism in Eukaryota, Fungi, Ascomycota, Dothideomycetes, Pleosporales, Lindgomycetaceae. The transcript is spliced from 2 exons.
AUGAUCCCCCGCGGGCAGACCACUAUCCAGCAAAACUUCAUCGGCCACUACCGUAACCAGCAACAGCAGGGGAAGAUCCCCCAGGGCUGGCAGCAAUCCGUCCCGCCUACCGAGCGCGCCCAGCUCGCCCUUCAGUUCUAUACCUCCUUCCGUUUGCUCAAGCCCGAGGGUUCUGAGGCCGACGCAGUCCGCGUCGCCAUCAACUUCGAAAGCCAGACCUUCGCGACGUCCCAGACGAAGGACUCGUAUGCGUCCAACAUCAAACAGAAGCUCAUGCAAAUGGCAAGCAUUCGACAGCAGCAGGCUAACCAAGGUAUCCCAAACAACCUUAAUGGCAUGAAUCCCACACAAAUGGGCAUGAUGGGACAGCCUGGCGUCCCUAACCCAAGGGCCAACCCGCAGCAGUUUCCUCAAGGUUUCCCUAAUCCUCAAUUGCAGCGGCCGAUGCAGGCAUCCCCGAUCCCCAUGUCCCAAGGACAGUCGUCGAUGGGUAUGAACGGCGCCAAUGCCAUGAACUUCCAGCAAGGCCAGAACAAUGCCCAGCGAGGCAUGCAGCAACCGCCGCAGCCCGGCCAGAUGUCGGAGGCCGCGACUAUCAAUCGAGUCGCCCAGCGGAUGCAAGAAUCCGCGAAGCCCGAGGUCAUUGCCAAAUUUCAGCAAGAAGUUGAAACCUGGCCAAUGAACAAACGCCAGCAGCUUGCGAGCCAAGGGAUCAGCCCGUUGUUCUGGCGCUUUCGACAGCAUGCUGAGUUGAUGGUGAAGCAAGGCAAGAUCAACCUUGCUUCUCUGCAGGGUGGCCAACAAAAUGUACAGCAACAACCGCCGCAAAAUCAAAUGCAGAGUCAGCAGAUGAAUAUGAACCAACGUCAACCCGGCGAAUUCGACUUGAACGCCCUUGCGAAUCAGCAGAAUGAGGCCUUUCGCGUCCAAGAUCAAGGCCAGCAAGUCGUUCCCGCGAGCAACAACGUGAACGGCACUAGCUUCCCUGGUCAGAAUGCGCAGCCUGGCCAACCAGCAAACGCAGCACUCGCCCAGCAGCGACAGGCCUCUCAAGCCGCUGUAUUUCAGAAUGCCCAGCGCCAAGCUCAGGUCCAAGCGCAGGCUCAGGCUCAAGCUCAAGCGCAAGCUCAAGCACAAGCGCAGGCUCAAGCACAAGCGCAGGCUCAAGCUCAAGCGCAGGCUCAAGCUCAAGCUCGCCGACCGAACCCAAUACUCCAAGGCCAACUUGGCGGUCUUAACCUACCUCCAGGAACGACUCAGCAAAGUCCCGCAAUGCCCAUGCUCACCCGGCCAAUAGGACAGCAACCUGGCGCGACCACCCCCCAGCCACGACCUCAAGCCCACGUACCGCAAAUGACGCCCAACCAACCCCAAGUCGAUCCUCAGGUCGCCACCCAAUUGAUGCGUGAGGCUCAGCAACGAGCCGCCGCAGCAGCGCAAGGGACUGGGCAGCCAUUGACUACACAAGUACGAAUAAACCUGUUACCACAAGACUUGCCCCCCGAAGUGAAGGAGCAGAUGCUGAAACUUCCUGAACCCCAAUUCCGCUCCCUCUUGGCCAACUUUAUGAAUGGCAUGCGUGGUAACCGGCCCAUGGGGUUUGGUGGACAGCCACCUGCAGGUCAACCCAAUAUGAUUAUGAAUCCCGCACAGGCCUUGCAGAUGGGGAUACAGGGAAACCAAAUGAUAAAUGCAGGGAACAUGGGGAAUUUUGGCCGGCCAAAUGGAAUGCCUCUAGGCCAGCAACCUCCAAAUGGAAUGACUCCACAGCAGCUGGCAGCGAUGGGUCAGCGACCGCAACCAGGAGGUAAUCAACGACUCGUUGCUGCGCAUCAGGUACUCCAGCAGAACCCGGGGAUCAUUCAAGCCACAGACGAUAGGCCUUACCCCCCGAAUGCAUUGAGCCCACAAGUGAAGCAAAGCAUUCCUCCCGAAGUCAAAACUUGGGCUCAGCUCAAGCAAUGGGCAAGCCAAAAUCCGGGUCUUAUGCAGAAUAUGGAUGGGCAGAAGUUGAUCCUCCUCCAAGUCUUACAUUUUCAGGACCUCAUGCGACACGCCAAUAUCGCUGGUGGACAGCGCAUUCCCCAGCAAAAUCCUAGUAUGGCGCCACAAGUUCCUCAAAUGACUCCCGGUCAAGGUCCCGCUCGGACACCACAACAACAGCCAAACAUUCCACCUAUGGUCCCUAUACAAGUCACCCAGCAUGAGUUGAUAAAUCUUCGAUCAAGACUGCGGCCCGACCAAGCUGGGAUCUCUGAUGAUCAGCUUCGCUCGUACAUUUUGCAACAGAAACUCCAACACAGAAAACAACAGCAGCAGGCCUUGUUGCAACAGCAAAUGUCACGCAAUCAAAUGCCUCAGCCUCAACCUGGCAUACCCGUCCAAGGUCCCCCAGCAUCUCGCCCACCAACAGCACAACCACAGGUCACCCAGCCUACUCCUCAGCCUAAACCACCAAUGCAGAAACCCCAACAGCUUCCGCAGCCUCAAAAGCCUGCCCAGCCUGCUAGCCAGAAUAACCCAAACAAAGGAGUGAAGAGACGGAACGAGGAUUCCACAGAAGAGGGUAAUUCCGAGCCGCCAGGUGGCAACGCUGCUCCCCAAGCCCCGGCAAUGGUACCGUCCAAAUCGCAUCCCGGGAUUGUUAACCUCACCCAGGAGCAGAUUUCAAGGCUCACACCAGCACAGCAUGCCCAGAUGCGUGCUCAGCUGUUGCGAGCGCAGGAUGCAUCCAACAACAAGCUUCCACAACAACGCCCACCACCAAGCUACGAGGAGCUCAUGGCUAGGGUGAAGGAACCAGCUAGGGAUGCAAAGUUCCGCCAAAUGAUUAAGGAAGAAGAUGCAAAGGCGGCCACUGGACAACCAGUCCAACUUUCCCCCAAAGUGCGUGCUCAAUUGCAACAACUUGUGCGAGAGAAAAUGCCUAUCAUGAGGAAGGUUGACAUGUCCUUGCGCAUUUUCAUUGCUGGCUACGACGGUGCCGAGUCUGAGAACGUUGCUCGAUCGGUGAUGCGCGCCCGUGCAACGCUCUUGAGACAAAUUCAGCCACAAGAAGGAACACUUAAAGAACAUGUUACCCUGAGCGAGGAAGACUUCAAGAAUCAUGUUCGUCACAUUUUCAACUUCGUGCAAAAGGUCAUGGCGAGGUUUUCUACCCAGCAAAAUCCCGCUGCCGUACCCCAACAAAACCAACAGCAACGACAAGCACUCGAACCGCAGCCUGCGACACAGCCUCUCAAUGCCCAGAACCUGAAGAAUCUCGAACUACAGCAACGUGAGCAUAGGACUCCGCCAGCACCAACUGGAGAGAGACCUCCAUUCCCGAUUGGUCAGUCGCCCCGUGGUACCGGCGCCCCGAUCUACCUCAAGGAGAAUGAAGUCAAGGACCUCAGGCUUCCAGAGAAGAAGAAACCGAGACUGGAGCAUUCUAGUUCAACACCAGGCCAUAAGCCUUCCCCUCAGAUAAGCUCAGGCAAAGGUGGUUCUCCCGAGCUCAAGAGACAACCACCGCCAGAGAAGCCUGUUGAGCAGAAACCCACUUUCAAAUGUAAAGACACCAAUUGUGAAUAUAGUAUGCGAGGUUUUGAUACCCCGGGUGAGUUGGAGGCACACACCAAAGACGCACAUGGCAAGAUCGAAGAUCCCUUGCAAUAUGUUUUGGAUUCAAUGGCAGACUACUUGGAUGUCGAUGUACGGACUGGCGAACCUAGGUCGCAUCCGAAUGCAAAUCGCGGUGCGAAACCAGCUGCUUCAGGUCGGGUCCCACCUCAAACCACCAAGCCUGGACAAACCCCGAACAUCACGCAAAAUGCCACGACCCCCGUAGGCCCACAGGCUGCCGCUACACCAAUGGCUCGUGUUUCGACCCAGCCAGGCAUCAAGAGCUCCCCAUCAAACAGUUUACUCAAGACGCCACAGACGGGGGCGAAGGUAGCGACUCCCAACACUGGAGCUCUCGCCAAAGGUACCCCAUCCAGCGUCACUAAGCCAGCAACGAAGGAACGUGAGAUGGCUGCCGUUCCCGAAGAACAGAAGGAAGAACAGGCACAGCCAUUACUUCCCAACGCUUUAUUUGACCUCAAUUACGAAGAAGUCUACGCUGCUCUUGAUGCCAAUGGCCCAUUUACUCUUUUGGAUCUCAAGGACGAAGACAAUUCUUGGAUUCUCCGCUCGACCUCUCCUUCCCACACGCCAGAUUCGUCCUCGAAGGACUCUCCCUCUACUCGUCAGUCCGACAUAUCUGAGAAUGACAAUCUUCAAAUCAACAUUGGCAUGAAGGACGCAGAUAUCCCUGAUGGAUGGCUCGCUGCAAUGAGUGGAGAUACUGUUCCGCUGGAUGCACAAUUGUCUGAAGAUUUACAGAAUUUAGGUGUAACUCUUCCCCCAAUGGACAAUGACGAUAUGAUGCUGUUUUACGGAGACACUGUCAUGACUGGCCUUGAUGGAUUUGAUUCUGACAAGCUGGACUCGCUGUUGAAUUUGGAUUCUACGAUGGCUUAA